Varroa destructor (honeybee mite) is the source of this 1582-nucleotide messenger RNA. It is a transcript of the gene Srp14, whose product is annotated as signal recognition particle 14. Gene Ontology annotation, molecular function: 7S RNA binding; endoplasmic reticulum signal sequence receptor activity. Lineage: Eukaryota; Metazoa; Arthropoda; Arachnida; Mesostigmata; Varroidae. Gene Ontology annotation, biological process: SRP-dependent cotranslational protein targeting to membrane. The record is from RefSeq and is a predicted model, not a curated record. Gene Ontology annotation, cellular component: signal recognition particle, endoplasmic reticulum targeting.
CCUGCAUGCCCGCCCGCCCGCCCGUGACGGGAGCAUUUGUUGAGAAGGUGUCGUCGUACAUCGUGUAGAACGAAAGAGCCACCAGUCAACGUGCUAGCAGCCAUAGGCAUUGUUAACAUCAGACCUGAUCGAGCCGUCGGGCAAAAUGCUGCUCGAAACGGAGUCAUUUUUGACGGAAUUAACCCGGAUGUUCCAAAAAUCAAGAGAGGCUGGCUCGCUAGUUAUCACGAUGAAACGGUGGGAUGGCCACGACAAACCUACGCCGCGUAAUAUUGAUAAGAAGCCGCCAAAAACCAAAAAGGUAAAAAAGAAGCUGGAAAAACUGCGAUCCCUGCCAACACCGCCAAAAGAAUACAGGUGUCUUCUCAGAGCGGCCUUGGGCAGCAGGAAAAUUUCGACAGUUGUCAGUCCACAAGAGGCAAUCAAAUUUCAGGCUUCGUAUUCCACAUUGCUCAGAGGAAAUAUCGACGGGUUAAGAAAAAAGGACAAUAAGAAGAAAGCAGCUGCAGCCAACUAAAUGGUCCUGUAGAAUAUCGGUCGAGGAAGCAUCGUGAAUGAAAGCAAUUUAAUCGAAAUGGGUGGGAAGAAACGAUUACGGAUCUGAUAUGAACUUCUCGGAUGUUCUAUUUUUGUGGUUUUGUAGGCUUCUUCCUACUAGCUGUCCGGUCAGCUAUUGUCGCUUAGUUUUUAUUUUUUUUUGUUUUUCCAAUCCCUCUUGUCAUGAGUUUACAAACUUAUUCCUAAUAGAUAUAUUUGUUCACGCAUUAUAAGCGAUAAAACGCACAUAGUCAAGUCGGUUUCAUCAGAACGGCAAAUAUUUCUUAUUCGACCGUAAACAGUUUAGCUUGUCUGUACUUAACUUAGUCGGUAUCACACGUGCCAGAGAUUGCAACAAAACAGUUAACGCAAUAAGGUUUAGCGUUCCAUUAAUAAUUCGUUAAUUGAUUACCCAAUUUCACCAAAAUGCAGCUUAUUUUAUAAUCCUUUUUCACAUUCACCCUAUACACGUAGAAGAGGUGAUGACUUUCGAUGGAGAUAUAUUCUUAUUUUUUAUUUUGAAGUCCAGUCCCAGCGUGACUUCAAAACAGAAGGUGUUUUACUGUCUGGCUAACAGAGGCGUGUUCCAAGUAUAACCAACGACCAGCUAAACGAAGUUAAGCAAAAUUCCACGAACGCAUUUAAAUAGAUCAUACGUGACUGGUCACGACGUUCAUCUUUCUUCCUCAUGCUGUAUCUGUUUGAUGUUUCCUUAAUUUCUUUGCGUCUUUAGGGUCUCUCUUUAAUAAAUUCUUAUGCCGCUGUCGUCGUUAUCGGCGAUAUCGAGGUAUUAAAACGCGUAUAUAUAUGGGGGUACACCGCAAGACUUCCGUCUAUGGAAAAUUGUACAUUUGUACGUAAGUGUGUAUGUAUAUGCAUAAUGAAAAGACUUCACACAUCGCCGUAGAUUCUCGCUAAACAGUCGCCGCUGUUUAGUUGGAACGACGAGGCCUGGCGCGGAGUUUAAAGGGGCAACUGCCCGCCCCCACGGUGAAUGCAAAGUGCACUGUACAUAUAAUUAACUUCAAAGGGAUUUAAGUGAAUA